Messenger RNA from Parasteatoda tepidariorum (common house spider), 621 nucleotides. RefSeq lists its product as uncharacterized. The record is from RefSeq and is a predicted model, not a curated record. NCBI's taxonomy places the organism in Eukaryota, Metazoa, Arthropoda, Arachnida, Araneae, Theridiidae.
GAAAUGACUAACUCCGUUCAAAACGUAGAAGCACUACUGUUUCACCUCCUGCGCUUCCUGACUUCUUUGGUUUUGGUUUACUGUUGUUUUGUUGUUGAACUCCAAUACUUGAUGGCCAAAAGUAUAAAUAUUGCAAAGGAUCGAAGUUUCGUUGGCAAGGUAUUAAUUCGAUGUGCUUGAAUGACAAUGGAGACUACUAAAACACUUAGAAAUUUUGAUCCAGACACAAUAAAUAGAUUAUUGAUGUCUAUGGGUCAUUUAAAGUUCUCUCUACGGUCUCUUGCUUCAGAAGGUGUCGUUUGUUCAGAAGAUGCAGUGUUGACUACUGAGGAAUGUGAAAGUUUUCCUUGUGAUGUCCCUAUAGAAUCCAAUAAGAUCUUGGAGAAAGCAAUAUCUGAAAUAGCUUCAACACCGGAAAAUAGUGAUGCCAAAUGUGCCAAGAUUCCCAAUAAUAAAACUUCUAUUGAAAAUCUACAAAUUGUUCGAGAUAAAUUACGUAAAGAACUGAAAAAUAUUCGUUUGUAUCAUCAAUCUAUUCUUUCUGAAAAACUUGAGGAAAAGAAUAAUUUAACUAGUUGAUAGUUCUAGGUUUUUAUUAUUAUGUUUUAAAUUGUAGAGUUA